AUGUCAUAUCAUCAAAGAAGAUAUCAUCAUGGUCGUCAAGAAAACUAUCGCAAUAGAUGGAAGAAUACUCAUCCCAAACCCAAAGAAAGUUUCUACAAACCUCUACCUGAAUGGGAGAAAAAGUUCUGCAUGGAAGUAGGUGCAUUGUCAUGGAGAAGAUUCGUUGCAGCAAAAAAGAACCUGCAUGAAAGUGACAAAGUAUUCGAGUGGGAUGAUUCGGCUGGGUUAAAAGCUUUUCAAGAAGCCAAACAAAGAUUCUGGGAAGGUUAUCACGGACAUCCCUGCAAAACAAGGUUGCCGAUUCGUGCAGAGGAUAUGUAUAUCGAUGAAAAUAUUGAUUGGAAUCCCAAGAUCGAUGCUAAGCUUUUCUCGGAACACAAAUCACUUUCUGAUGACGAAGACGAUGAGAAGGGCGAAGCUGAAGAAAUCAAAUGGUUUUCAAUUCCAUUGGAGGAGAUUAAACCCACUGGAUGGAUCCUCUACGAGGAACCUACUCCACAAUUGCCUACGAUUGUUGGAUCAGAUUAA
Messenger RNA from Hibiscus syriacus, 528 nucleotides. RefSeq lists its product as uncharacterized. Bases 1 to 528 code for a protein of 175 amino acids. The record is from RefSeq and is a predicted model, not a curated record. NCBI's taxonomy places the organism in Eukaryota, Viridiplantae, Streptophyta, Magnoliopsida, Malvales, Malvaceae. The transcript has a single exon.